Ictalurus punctatus (channel catfish) is the source of this 4453-nucleotide messenger RNA. RefSeq names its product synaptotagmin XVI (gene syt16). Lineage: Eukaryota; Metazoa; Chordata; Actinopteri; Siluriformes; Ictaluridae. The transcript has 7 exons. The coding region runs from base 1387 to 3039 and encodes 550 amino acids. The record is from RefSeq and is a predicted model, not a curated record.
AAACCGAACACUACCACGAGCUGCGUUAUGAGUCCCUUCUAACUAAGCAGGAUGCCCAGUCACCACCACUCAUUACUUUAACUAUGCAGACGAUACUGCCGUUCUUGCAUUGCUUAAUAAGGACGAUGCUUCUUUUUUGGCCUCUCAGCGCUCCAUGGCUCAUUUUAGUACAUGGUGUGAUGAUAACUUUCUCCACCUCGAUAUCGAAAAGACUAAGGAACUGGUUUUUAGCUCUUCCAAAACACCGACCCAUCCUUCCAGUAUUACCAUUAACGGAGAGAUGGUUGAAAGUGUGGAGUGUUUCAGAUAUCCGGGCAUCACAUUUGAUAAACAUCUCAAUGUCAAUCAGGACACUAGGUAUUUACAAGUGCUGUCGACGGAGACCUACAGUUAUCCGUAAACUUAAAUAUCUGUCUGUUCAGCCUAGUCUGCUUCUUCUUCUGUACCGAAGUAUUAUGGAACCGGUUCUCAGGUACGGUGCCGUUCGAUUUUUCUAUAUGCUAUCAGUUACCAAUAAGAACAAACUCUUGAAAAUAACUCAUUUAGGGAGAAAAAUUAUCGGUAUUCCCAACCCCUAUUUAUCAGACUGUCAUUUCAUAUACCCUUCAGAAGGCACAUCAAAUUUUAAAUGAUCCAAACCACCCACUUUAUCACUAUUUCAACCCCCUUCCUUCGGCUCGCAGGUAUAGACUACCCAUGUGCAGAAAGGCCAGCUAUGGUAGGAGUUUUGUUCCGAUGGCUAUUAAACACAUAGAUACUCAGCCAUUGUGAUGCCAGAUGCAUUUGUUGUAUGACGAUCCUGAUGUUUUUCUUUUUGUUCCCUUCUCCGCUUUAUGCCUGGGAUUGUGUAUAAUGGUUUAUAUCUAUGAUGUUGCUUUUGUUUUUCUACGCAGCCACGGUGGAAACAAAUUUCCUCUUUCAGGACCAAUAAAUUAUCUAUCUAAUAUGUGAAUAGACAAAGUAAAAUAGUAUUUCACCUUUAAAUAGCCUAAAAAUACGAAAUAUUGCCUCAAAAGGGUUUUAAGGCACAGCCAAGGAGAUAUAUUUGAAUAAAAUAACAUGUGAAACGCAUGCACCAUGGGAAUAAGCAGAAGUAAACCCGAGCACGUGGGGCCUGCACGGGUGCUGAGUGUCUUGCGCAUGCGCACUGGAGGCAGAAUGCGCGCUCCGCGUCACUGUGGGAGAAAAAAAAAAAAAUCCCACUGCAUCUGCUGCAAUGAUAAAACCGGAGUGGGGGGAAUGAGCUGAUGCGGGAUCUCUCACACACGCCACAUCAUUAUAUUCAUACAUAUCAUUAAUAAAUAAAGAAAAACGGGCGUAUGAAGCUAAGAAGAGCCGAGUGAAAAAAAAUAAAAACCUACUGGAUCUCUUUGAUCCAUUUCAGCAAUGGCAGCCGACAUAACGCCCGAGGCCAUCGGCUUCUUGUCCGCAGUCGGCGUCUUCGUCGUGUUGCUUACCAUCCUCUUCCUCUUCAUCAACAAGAAGCUGUGUUUCGCCCGUGUAGGGGGGCUGCCGUGCUUCGAGCUUCGUGGCCAUCGCAAACGCAAGGAGCGUUCUGGAAUCCACCAGGGCCUGGUGAACAGUUACGGGGAUGAUGGCGAGAUCUCCAGUUCUUCAGACAGCGAGGAAGAGAUCGUGAAACGCUUCGAGAUCUCAGUCUCGCGUUCUCAGAGUUUCCGCUCCGGGAUCUCAGAGGUCACUACCCAGAGUGCACCGGGGCGACAGCGCAAGUUUGAACGACUGCUUCCUGAGCAGGAGGAGGAGGGCAGUACCGACCCGUCAGACUGCGAAGAUGCAGAUGGAGCUAGCAGGAGAAGUUUCCAGGACCCGCUCUCUGAACAGAGGGAUCCUCUGACAGAGUCCCUGUUCCAGAGAGACCUCAGCGUGGCGGACACGGUGUCUGUUAGGGGACGCUUGUCUUCCGUGGGCUCUCAGGGAUCUGAAACGCUGUCCCGGGGUCAGAGGAGUCGUCAGGGGAGCGCAGGACGCAGGACUCCCCUCUCACACGUAGAGAUGGACAUGGCACUGGAUAACCGGGGGUAUGAUUACAACGAGGCUACGGACAGCUCCUCUACCUGGAGCCCUGAGCACGAACGUACAGCCAGCAUCAUCUCAGAGCCCCGCCCCCCCAGCACAUCGCCCCGCCCACCCAUCUCCAAAUGUGGUGACCUCGUGGUCGUCCUCAGUUACCGUCCCGACUCCUGUAAGCUCCUGGUCACCGUGGUGAUGGCGCAGGACAUCCCGGAUAAAGCGCGGAGCGGCAUGGACACGUGGCAGGUGCGUGUGGUCCUGCUCCCGGGAAAACGGCAGCGUUACAAGACGGCCGUGCAGAAGGGGUCGACGCCGCGGUUUGGGGAGACAUUCCGCUUCACGCGCCUCGACGCGUCGGAGCUGAACGCGUCGGCGCUGCGCUUCCGCCUGUACGCUCUGGGGAAGAUGAACCGGGAGAAGAUGAUGGGAGAAACCAUCUACGCGCUUAACAAACUCGACCCCGAGAGACACGAGGUCACGCUCGUACUGGAACCUCGCAGCAACCUGAAGGCUUUAGACUCUGAGCUGUGUGUAAGCGCUCCUCCUGACAGUGCGUCCUCCGCCCAGUCUCUCUCUCACGGCGGAGUUCCCGAGGUGCUCCUCGGUCUGUCCUACAACCCCACCACCGGCCGCCUCUCCGUCGAGGUCAUCAAAGGGAGCCACUUCCGCAACCUGGCGCUCAACCGACCCCCAGAUACGUACGCCAAGCUGACUAUGCUCAACUCCAUGGGUCAGGAGAUCUCCCGGUGUAAGACGUCGAUCCGGCGCGGACACCCCAACCCGGUGUUCAAGGAGACGUUCGUCUUCCAGGUGGCGCUGUUCCAGCUCUCCGACGUCACGCUCAUGGUGGCCGUGUACAACCGACGCAACAUGAAGCGCAAGGAGAUGAUCGGCUGGCUGGCGCUGGGCCAGAACAGCAGCGGCGAGGAGGAGUCGCUACACUGGCAGGACAUGAAGGAGAGCAGCAACCAGCAGGUGUGCAGGUGGCACGCGCUCCUCGAGGCGUAGACGGACGGAGGAAACUGACGACGGGAAUCCGACAGGGUUGGGCUUAUAGUGGCGACGAUAACGAGGUGCAGUCGUGCGAGCGGAACGGAUGCGAGCAAAAUAAAACACACACGCACACACACAGGAGAGAUUUGACCGGGGUUGUUAUGGUUUAGUCACGGCGUAUGAUUGGACGGUUGACUUUUUUUCCAAAAACACUUGAUUAAAACGCGUUUCCGUCUGUCGCCGUCUCGCCACGCCGCCGUUCAUCGCAGCCUUACGGACAAACAAGAGUCGAUUUUUUUUGUCAUCAUCACUCGGUUAUACAGCACGUAAGCCGGUAUAACGUUUCAUUCCAUUUAACUGUAAUAAGAACGAUCAUUUUUCACAAAAUAUCCAGUCGUGUCACGGCUCCCGCGAUCACGCGGUAUCAACACCUUCAGGUCAUCACCCGUCCUGAAUGAGCAUUUCAUGAAAAUACCGCUUCAGGAGAAAGAUUCCUUCUUUACCUCAUGGGUUUUUCAAUGGGCCGGAAUAAUCCGCUCGGCCAUAUUAUCCGUUCGGGUAGGAUGCAGGCAACAAAAGAAAAGAAAAGAAAAGAACAAAGCCACAGAAUCGGAAGACCCCGUAGCCAAAGAGAGUGUGUUGAUGACGGGAAAGGUCUGAAGGUUCAUGUUUAACAGAUGGUUGUUUUGUUUUGUUUUUUUGGGGGUUGUUGUUUUUUUCUUUUCUUUUCGAGAACGUCGAGCCGGUUUUCCGGGAAAACGUGAACGAUUAUUUUGGGUUUCCAUCGAGUGCUGUUAUGAUGAAUAGUCACGAAAAAAGACGUCAUUAGAAGACCUACAAGCCAAACACACACACACACAUGGGGAUGGAGAGACUGCAAGACCCAACCCCACACACACACACACACACACACACAGUGUAGUACAUCUGUGUUAUUAAUACACAAGUUUAAAGAACAAAGUAAUUCUCAGCGAUGGCAUUGAAGCGAUGCAUGAUGGGUAUUAAGGGAGCCGACGUGCACUACAUGUGAGAAGAUCUCGAUAGGCGUAUGCGGGUAAUGUUCCUGCUGAUUACGUUUAAACAAAUAAAAGAUGACUACGCCUGUUUUUAGAUGUCGAGUUAUCCUACAGGCAGAUAAUUCUGCUCCAUUUAAAGCGAUUCUUUCUAGAAAGAAGCAAAAUGGAUCUCCCGAUAGAAAUCGGCUUAAUCUGAUAACGAGCUAUAUCGGAUCGCUUGUCCUUCACUAGGCAACAGAAUGUUCUUCAGUGCGAAAUUCAAGCCAAGGGAAACAUUCCCCACGACGUGACGCCGCCGCCACCAGGUUGGCUCCAUGAAUCGAAGGUUCGAUCGUUUCGUGUUCAGUGUCGGGGUUUUUUUUUUUUGUUUGUUUCCUUUUAUCCACAGAUUUUGCAUUGAUAAAUGGAGCGGG